AUGUUUACUACAGAACGCAAAAUUGCCGAUGCGGCCUGGCCCCGUGGUCCAGGAUCAUCGCUUGAAUCCUCAGACCGCUUCAAGUUAGCUUAUGUAAAAUACACCUCUACAGAGAAACCAGCCGAGAAUGCAAUUAAGGUGAAUUUGAUUUUUUCUCAUGGCACUGGCAUGAACAAGAGUGUCUGGAAAGUGCACAUCAAUAAAUUGUUUGAAUUGAGUAAGGCCGUACUGUGGCACCUCAACCGUGUGUUGGCAAUUGAUUGUGUGAACCAUGGAGAUUCGGCUCUUCUCAACAAAGAUAAGAUAGCUUGGGCUUUUGACUGGCGUGAUGGCGGGAAGGACAUUGUGAAAGUAGUUCAGCAUGAGGCUAGCACAACUGGUGACUUUGUGCCUGAGCCAUCUACAUUGAACAUCCUUGUUGGACAUUCAUUUGGCGGUUUUGGUAGCACCUAUGCAUCAUAUUUGGAACCCUCACUCUUCUCCGGAUGCAUUGCGUUGGAGCCAGUCUUGUAUUCCGAGAUGCAAUACAAAGAGUUCUUUUUUCAUAGACUCCAGAAGGUCCAGGCAGCAAUCAAGGACACGUUUGAUCUGAUGGAAGACGCUGUCAAAUAUUUCCAAAAGGCGAGCUUCUAUCGUACUCUUGAACCUGAAGUAUUGAAGGACUUUGUUUCGGACGAGUUAUAUCCAGAAAAUGGGAAAGUGAAGGCCAAAGCAUCUCUUUUGGCCCAAAUGGCUACCUACUGCUCAGCAUUCUAUUGCUUAUACUACGAUCAGGAUGCAUUAAAAACAAUGAAAAUACCAUACUAUCAUAUAGUGGGUUCUGAAGCUGCCUGGAACCUUCCACAGACAGUUGAUUUCGUGCAAGAGAGUGUUCCUGCCGACUUACUUGAGCAAGGAGAAAUAGCCGGAACUCACCUUAUGUUUGGAGAAAAUGUAGCUGAUACAGUGAAGGCUAUCCACGAAUUUUGUGACAAAAGAGCGCAGUUUGCACAAACACAUUUGAAGGAGUUCCCCUCGGUUAAAUGCAGCGGUGAUAGAUCUCAAAUGCUUGAAGAGAUGUGCCCAGCAAUACUAGAGGGAGACUACUCGAAAGCUUUUUGGUACGGCCGGCCCGAACCAAAAAUAUGA
Molecule: messenger RNA, 1128 nt
Organism: Australozyma saopauloensis
Lineage: Eukaryota; Fungi; Ascomycota; Pichiomycetes; Serinales; Metschnikowiaceae
Product: triglyceride lipase
Exons: 1
Coding region: 1-1128 (375 amino acids)
Source: RefSeq, a predicted model, not a curated record